AUGCCAGCAAAUCGUAUGUUCCCUAUGCAUAUCAAGCAUGAUGUUCACUCUUGCUUCUUUGUCAAAGUGAAAAACCCAACAUGGCUUUGGCAUUUUCACUAUGGUCACCUGAAUUUUAAUGGUUUAAAGACCUUACAUGACAAGGACAUGGUGAUUGGCAUUCCUCAAAUCAAUUGUCCCUCACAAGUCUGUGAAGAGAGUGUUGUUGGCAAGCAUAAUCAAGAUCAAUUUCCAAAAGGAAAGGAGUGGAGAGCUAGUAAUCCGCUGGAGCUGAUUCAUUCCAACAUCUGUGGACCCAUCAAUCCGGAAAAAUCGAAAGCUUUGACUGCAUUCAAAAGCUUUAAAGCUCUUGCUGAGAAUGAAACAAGGAGAACUAUUAAGGUUUUUCGAAGUGAUCGUGCUGGAGAGUACAACUCCAAAGACUUUGAAAGCUUUUGUGCUCUACAUGGCAUCCGUAAGUAG
Messenger RNA from Prunus armeniaca (apricot), 462 nucleotides. NCBI's taxonomy places the organism in Eukaryota, Viridiplantae, Streptophyta, Magnoliopsida, Rosales, Rosaceae. The record is from the annotation of a GenBank genome assembly.